This is a messenger RNA of Olea europaea var. sylvestris, 993 nucleotides long. RefSeq names its product expansin-like B1. The transcript is spliced from 4 exons. Gene Ontology annotation, cellular component: extracellular region. The record is from RefSeq and is a predicted model, not a curated record. Lineage: Eukaryota; Viridiplantae; Streptophyta; Magnoliopsida; Lamiales; Oleaceae. Bases 80 to 823 code for a protein of 247 amino acids.
UCAAGGUAUUUCAUUCCUCGUCCAGUCUAUUAAUUCAUAAUUUUGUAUUAAUACUUUAAGAAUUGGAAUUGUCUGAAAUAUGGCUUGUUAUAGCCUCUUUCUUUCUUUGUUAUUGCUUUCGGCUGCAGUUUGUCAUGGCCAAGAUGCUUUUGUCCGCUCCAGAGCAACCUAUUACGGCAGCCCAAAAUGCCUAGCAACCUUAACUGGAGCUUGUGGGUUUGGUGAAUAUGGGACGUUUGUCAACAAUGGUGAAAUCACUGGAGUCUCUAGGCUUUACAGGAAUGGAACUGGCUGCGGUGCUUGCUAUCAGGUAAGGUGCAGAAUCCCAACACACUGCAGCGAUGAAGGAGCGAAGGUAGUGGUAACGGAUUAUGGCGAGGGAGACCAUACAGACUUCAUACUGAGUACACGAGCGUACGCAAAAUUGGCUCGAUCCAACAUGGCUGCAGAACUAUUUGCAUACGGCGUAGUUGACAUCGAAUUCAAAAGAAUUCCAUGUCGUUAUGGUUAUAAUCUCUUUCUAAAAGCCCAUGAGCAUAGCAAAUACCCUCAGUACUUGGCCGUAGUGCCAUUGUAUAAAGAGGGAAUGUAUGAUAUCAUCGCUGUUGAAAUAUGGCUGGAGGAUUGCAAGGAAUGGAGGCCAAUGCGAAGAGUCUUUGGAACAGUAUUCGACCAUCAGAACCCACCACUGGGGCCUCUCAACUUUAGACUUCAGGUGGUGGCCGAGGGCAAUGCGGAAGUGAAGUGGGUGCAAUUAAACAGUGCCAUUCCCAGUGAUUGGAAGGCUGGAGUUGCUUAUGACACUGAUUUUCAGCUUAACUAAUUAAGCUCCAAGCACGAAUGUGUAAGUUGACUACUUAAUAUUUCUAGUGUUUACUUGAUAUGUUUGUAGCAGUGCUUUGGAUACUGCUCGGUGAAGGACUCUCUUCACUUCAUUUGUAACUCGUGUUUAGUAUUGAUAUGAAUAAAACUUCUUGACUUUCAUCUUUUUAA